UAAACCAAAUAAUUCGUUACUCUUGAGAUUGUUUCCCUAAGUAUUAUGUUCUGGUUAAUCAUCUUCUCCGUAGCAUAUGCAGGAUCAACUGAGAACCCUCAUCCAACAUAUCAAUCCGAUCCAGUAUUAAAGGGGUUUCGGAGUCAAACCCUGAACCCUGGAGAUAAUCUAACCCUGUCCUGUACUCUCAGUGGUUUGGGGGAUAAGGAGAAGGUUCGGUUUACAUGGGAGAGGAAUGGAGAAAUAGUUCAGGACUCUUUGGUUUCAAUAGACUCCGGGUAUAGUGGAGUAGUGUGGUAUAGUAGAGUAUACCUGGAGCAGGUUACAGGUGCUACUGGAGCUGGAUGGUGGAAGUGUAAAGCUGGAGCGCUUUCUGAAACUGCCAGGAUUGAUGUUGCUGGAUCUACAAAGCUUCUCAACCCUGAGAAUACUCUGGGUGUUGAGAGAGAGAGCGGAGAACUGAACCGUGUAGGACGGAUAGGAGAAGAUAUAGUUCUCUACUGUCCCUACCAAGGAACACCUCCGACUCAGUUCACCUGGUGGACAAAAGGAAGGAGAAUCGGAGAAUCUACGCGGUUCAGGUUUCCUGAACCAGGUUUACUCCGGGUACUAAACCUGACUGUGUCGGAGCAAGGAACCUACACCUGCAGAGCUAAGGUUCAAGAAGGAGAAGAUUUAUCUGGGUCUAUUCAACUUACUGUGAUAGAUUCCCCGGAGUGGGUUGCACCACCUCAAGACUCCAGGGUUACCCUUGGAUCCCGUCUAGUCCUAGACUGCAGGGUGAGAGGAGAACCUAAACCUGAGAUAGAAUGGACCCGGAGAGGAGCUGUAUUGAACCCUGUGACCUGGGAUGGAUACAAGAUAUAUGAGAACGGAACUCUUGAGAUCAUCUCUACCAGACUCCGGGACCAAGGAGAGUAUACCUGCUCCGCCAGCAAUUCCGUCCUUCCUCAUCUUUCAAGAUCGGUUCAAGUUCAACUCAACGUCGGAGCUUACUUCUACCCGGAGCAGGACGAACUGCAGGGGGAGAGGAGAGAGAAGGUUGGAGAACAGGAUGGUUCCGAGGAUAUUGACGAUGAAACUCUUAAAGAUCUUCAACAAAGUAUAAGGGUUCGGUCUGAGGAGAGGGUUAUCUUAUCUUGUAAUCCACACGGUGAUCCACCCCUGGAGAUAUACUGGUUUAGAGAUAACAAACCCAUCCCUUCUCCAAACCAUAGGUUUAAGAUAAAGAACGAGGACAAGAAUGGAACUGUUUCUAAGGAAUAUUAA
Eurytemora carolleeae is the source of this 1269-nucleotide messenger RNA. Its product is annotated as neuroglian-like. Lineage: Eukaryota; Metazoa; Arthropoda; Copepoda; Calanoida; Temoridae. The record is from RefSeq and is a predicted model, not a curated record. The transcript is spliced from 11 exons. Bases 46 to 1269 code for a protein of 407 amino acids.